AUGUCCCAUGAUAUGGCAAAACGCCGAGUUUUGGUGAUUGGAUCAGGUGGUGUGGGGACGAUGGUCAGUGUCGCCCUCGAAAGAUCGGGAAAAGCAUCUGUCACUUCUGUUCUCCGAUCCAAUUAUGAACAUGUGGUCAAACAUGGAUUUGAAAUUGAGUCCAUUGACCAUGGGAAACUAUCAUCUUGGCGACCGAGCGCAAUCAUCAAUACUGUCCCUCUAGCCGAUCCCAAUACCCCAUUUGACUAUGUGAUUGUUACAAUGAAGAACAUUCCUGAAGUGAACAACAUCCCCAAGAUCAUAGCUCCAGCCAUAACCCCAGAUUAUACAACGAUCGUGUUAUUCCAAAACGGAUUGUAUAUCGAACCACCAAUUAUCGCAGCAUUCCCGUCAAAUGUGGUGCUGUCAGCCCCGAGUUUCAUCGGCGCACAUGAACACAACGGUCAUGUGGUACACGACGACCAUGACAAGUUCCACAUAGGCGCAUUCCGCAACCCAUCCGUGGACGCGACAUUCGAGCGCGCUAAGCUCGAAGAGUUCGCAACAAUCUAUAAUGGGAGUAAAGUGGUCGAUGCGGAGGUCGUUGAUGAUAUUGUCUUCUAUCGCUGGCGGAAGGUGCUCUGGAAUGGCAUUUUCAAUCCAAUGUGCGCUAUCACUCAGCUUGACAGUGCUGCGAUUCGACGAUUCGGUGGCGAGCAUGGUUUGAUUAGACCUGGUAUGGCGGAGAUGGCUGCCAUUGCGAAGGCGGAUGGGUAUGAUCUCGGGCCCGGCAUUGUAGAUGAGAUGGUGGAUGUCACUCCUCUCGAGCUGUCUUUCCGGCCUAGUAUGCUGGUGGAUGUGGAUAAGGGGAAUCCCAUGGAGGUGGAGGUUAUUCUGGGAAAUGCUUUGCGUGUUGCGAAGGAGAAGGGUGUGAAUACACCGAUUUUGGAUAAUACCUACCGGUUUCUGAAGCUCACUCAGGCGCGGCUCUUGGCUGCAAGGGGAUUGAUUGUUGAGCCGAAGGAAUUGCCAAAAGUUGAUCUGAUAUAG
Molecule: messenger RNA, 1029 nt
Organism: Penicillium griseofulvum
Lineage: Eukaryota; Fungi; Ascomycota; Eurotiomycetes; Eurotiales; Aspergillaceae
Product: ketopantoate reductase family protein
Exons: 2
Coding region: 1-1029 (342 amino acids)
Biological process (GO): pantothenate biosynthetic process
Cellular component (GO): cytoplasm
Molecular function (GO): 2-dehydropantoate 2-reductase activity
Source: RefSeq, a predicted model, not a curated record